Amaranthus tricolor (Joseph's coat) is the source of this 591-nucleotide messenger RNA. Its product is annotated as putative invertase inhibitor. Gene Ontology annotation, molecular function: enzyme inhibitor activity. The record is from RefSeq and is a predicted model, not a curated record. NCBI's taxonomy places the organism in Eukaryota, Viridiplantae, Streptophyta, Magnoliopsida, Caryophyllales, Amaranthaceae. The transcript has 2 exons. Bases 1 to 591 code for a protein of 196 amino acids.
AUGAAACAUAAUUUCACAUUAUCAUCAUCAAUAUUAAUAUCCAUUAUUUUUGUAGCAUUUUCCUUGUAUUUUUCAAUAACUAAUGCUACCAACAUAAUCCCCAAAACAUGCAAAAAAAUUUCAAAUAUUGAUUCAGAUGUUAAGUAUAAUUUUUGUAUAUGGGCAUUCGGGCGAAAAAACCCGAAUGCAAUCAAUACGAUUGAGCAACUUGGAUACACAUCAUUUGAAUUGGCCAUAUCAAAAGGUAUGUCUACAAAAUCUAAGAUUGAAAAUAUCUUAAAAGAUCCACAACUUGACCCACGUAAAAUUCGGGUUUUGAAACUUUUUGUUGAACAAUAUUCGGAUGCCCUAGUAGAUUUAAAAGGAGGGCUAAAAGCUUUAGAAUUAAAAGAUUAUUUAGAAGCUAAUAAUAGAGCAAGUUCAGCAACAAUUUCAGCAUUAACUUGUAAGAAUGAUAGCAAGGCAAAGAGGAGAAUUCCUGCAUUUGUUGGAGAAAAUGAUGAUUUCUUUCAAUUAAAUUCUAUUUCUAUUUUUAUCACCAAUAUGUUGUUUGAAAUGGAUGGUAGAAGGAGUCUGGAUGAGAAAAGGUGA